Molecule: messenger RNA, 1470 nt
Organism: Ornithodoros turicata
Lineage: Eukaryota; Metazoa; Arthropoda; Arachnida; Ixodida; Argasidae
Exons: 1
Coding region: 1-1470 (489 amino acids)
Source: RefSeq, a predicted model, not a curated record
AUGGCAUUCAUACUCGAGUUCACUGACGACAUCCGCCACAUCCCCGGAACUUCCAACUACGCUGCCGACGCCCUGUCGCGGCUUGACAUCGCCGCCGUUUCCACACAACCGUCCCGGGCGUCCGUUGACUUCGACGCCAUCGCCUUGGCACAGGCGACUGAUACCAAACUGCACGCCCUUCGCGACCAGCCAUCGGGCUCUCUUAAGUUCGCCCAGAGCCCCUUGCCAUCCACCACCACGCUACAUUGGUGCGACAUCUCUACCGGUUCGCCGCGACCCUUCGUGCCGUCCGAAUUCCGCCGCUGCGUCUUCGACUCAUUGCGCAACCUUUCGCACCCUGGCAUUCGGGCAUCACAGAAGUUGAUUCAAGAACGCUAUAUUUGGCCUGGCAUAAACCGCGAUGUCCGCCGUUGGACCCGCUCCUGCCUGUUCUGCCAACGGUCGAAAGUUCAUCGCCACACGGUUUCCCCACCCGGACUUUUCCUCACCCCGGAUGUGCGGUUCGACCGCGUUCACACUGAUAUUGUCGGCCCCCUUCCUCCGGUACAUAGCAAGCGCUACUUACUAACAUAUCGACCGCUUCACUCGCUGGCCGGAAGCCAUACCACUCGCCGACAUAACUGCAGAGUCCGUAGCCUCAGCCCUCCUCUCUGGCUGGAUUUCUCGGUUUGGCGUCCCGUCUUCCAUAACAACAGACCGAGGCCGACAAUUGGACUGCCACCUCUUCAGGGAGCUCUGCCACCUGCUCGGCACCGAGCACAUACGUACCACCGCCUACCACCCCGUCGCCAAUGGUAUAUUGAACGUCUGCACAGGCAACUCAAGGCAGCCCUCUGUGUCGCGAACGAUACGCGACCCUGGCUGGAUCGUCUUCCCCUUGUGCUCCUAGGCACCCGCUCGUCCCUGAAGACAGACCUGCGCUGCUCUUCAGCCGACCUCGUGUACGGCUCGCCCCUACGGCUGCCCGGAGCUUUCUUCACACCAGUCGAUUCGUCAGCUGUGCCCGACCCCUCCUCUUACCUCGACCGCCUACGUUCGAUAUUCCGCGACAUGGUCGCAACACCUCCUCGGACCCCUCGCCGUUCCCGCACAAUCUUCUGUAGCCCUGACCUCGACACAGCAACACAUGUUUUCGUCCGACGUGACACCCUUCGCGCACCACUCCAGCCACCAUAUGAUGGUCCCUUUAAGGUACUUCACCGUGCCGACAAAUACGUCGAGGUGCAGCUGCCCCGCGGUCCCGACACCAUUACCUUGGACCGGCUGAAGCCCGCCCACCUCGCGGACAUCGACGCACCCCUGCCGCCCACAACCCACCUUCCCUCCCCUGCUGCACUGCCCAUUGCUGCCAGCGGUCACCGACGCGCGCGUCCGCCAACACGCCACGUUCGCUGGACUUCACCUCUCGUUCAACCCUCCACAACCCGGACUACAGGACAGUCCCUCCGCUGCAGGGGGGAACCCUUGUAG